Molecule: messenger RNA, 2213 nt
Organism: Oryctolagus cuniculus (rabbit)
Lineage: Eukaryota; Metazoa; Chordata; Mammalia; Lagomorpha; Leporidae
Source: RefSeq, a predicted model, not a curated record
GCACCCCGAAGUGCCCGGGCGCACCCCGGCUAGGCGGGGCGGGGCGCGGCCCACGUGACCCCGGGCAGGCGGCUCCAGCACCUCGCCAGCUGCCCACCGGCUCCGGCAGGGCCUGGGACCAGCGCUUAGCGACCUCCACAGGGAGACCCGGUGUGACCCUGCCCGGAAGCAGAGAUGGGGAGAAAACUGGACCUUUCCAAGCUCACGGACGACGAGGCCAGGCACGUCUGGGAGGUCGUGCAGCGAGACUUCGACCUCAGGAGGAAAGAGGAAGAGAGACUGCAGGGCUUGAAGGGCCAGAUUCAGAGGGAGAGCUCCAAGAGGGAGCUGCUCGCCGACACGGCGCACCUGAACGAGACGCACUGCGCCCGCUGCCUGCGGCCCUACCAGCUCCUGGUCAACAGCAGAAGGCAGUGCCUGCACUGCGGCCUCUUCGCCUGCAGGAGCUGCAGCCGCGCCCACCCCGAGGAGCAGGGCUGGCUCUGUGACCCCUGCCACCUGGCCAGAGUGGUGAAGAUGGGCUCUCUCGAGUGGUACUACGAACACGUGCGGGCCCGCUUCAAGCGAUUCGGCAGCGCCAAGGUGAUCCGGUCCCUGUACGGGCGGCUGCAGCAGGGAGGUGGGCCUGAGCCAGGCCUUGAGGAGAGAAGUGGAGACAGCGACCUGGCAGAUGAGCAUGGAGAGCCAGACGCGGGGGCCCAGGCCCCACCUCUCGGCACCAAAAAAAAGCGGCUCCUCUCCAUCCACGACCUGGACUUGGAGGCGGACUCGGAUCACUCCACGCGGUCCUGUGGUCAGCUCCUGGACUUGUCCUCGGAGGCUGAGGCCACGGGCAGCCUGCAGUCCCUCACAGGUGAGCCCCACACCUGGGAGACCACCUCCCAGGAGACGGCCGUCCUGGAGGAAGCUGACCCAGGGGCCUCCGAGUGCCAGCCCCCUGCAGAACCUCUGGGCGGCCUCUCGCCCUCCAGACGGGAGGCCCCCGAGGAGCCCUGCCAGCCCGGAACCACCAGCAGCACGGGCCUGGGGCUUGCCGCCGCUCCAGGGACGGCCUCUGGCAGCAGUGGGCAGCUCCCCCCGCAGUGCCAGGCCGACGUGGACACCUCUGACGAAGGAGGCACUGGGGUAGCCUCGGCGGCUGGCCCCCACCCCAGACGCUGGAGCUGGACCUCGUCUGACAGUCAGCCCCCAGCUGCCGGGCCGCACUCAGCGGCAGACACGGAGGAGGAGGCCCUCAGGAGAAGGCUGGAGGAGCUGACCAGCAAUGUCAGCGACCAGGAGGAGGAAGAGGGAGAGCCGGCCGGCGGGGACCACGCCGGGGCUCUCCCCCCGCGGUCCCGGCAGGACCCAGCACAGGUGUGCACAGACGCCGGCCCAACGCCCGGCCGGGGACAGAGCCCUCAGGGCGCCGGGGGCCCCGCCCAGCCCAGCAGGAGCACAGACGAGCAGCUGUCGGCGCUGGAGGACAGGGUGGCGGCCGCGGCCUCCGAGGUUCAGCAGGCAGAGAGCGAGGUGUCCGCUAUCGAGUCCAGGAUUGCUGCCUUGAGGGCUGCGGGGCUCACGGUGAAGCCCUCGGGAAAGCCCCGGAGGAAAUCGAACCUCCCGAUCUUUGUGCCCCGGCUUCUCGGGACCCCCAGCAAGCGUCCAGAGGACCCGGAUACAGAGCCUCCUGGUGAAGCCAAGGACGAGACCGUGCCCUACCUUCUGCGGAGAAAGUACUCCCCCAGAGGUCAAGGCAAAGAUGAGGUCUCUCUUGACCGGAAGUCCCCGUACCGUGGCUCCCUGACCCAGAGGAACCCCAGCAGGAGGAGGGGAGCGGCCAGCGCCAUCUUCACGAAGCCCGUGAUGGCCCAGCAGCCCUGAAGGGAGCAGGCAGAGCAGCGACCUGGCCCCACGCCGGCUUCCCUCCCCUGGCUCUCGCUGUCUGCUCUCCGUGGCCGGCGGCCCGGUAAGAAGCAUCCGCCCGUGUGGCCCCCGCCUGCCAGAGCCUCAGGCCCCUCGCUGCCCACCAGCUUCUCCGACGACCUCCAAGGCUACCAUGCAAGCCCCUCUGGGCCAAGAAUCAGCCGAGCCAAAGAGACUCUGGACAGUGUAGACACUGAAGACACGCACGUGGCCCUUCCCCAAGUGACCUUUCACCCCGCCCCUCCCCCGGCUGUUCUGUGUUGCUUUCCUGAAUGGAUCGGAGAAGAGACAACCCAGUGGAGGCGCCA